Molecule: messenger RNA, 4113 nt
Organism: Symbiodinium sp. CCMP2456
Lineage: Eukaryota; Dinophyceae; Suessiales; Symbiodiniaceae
Source: the annotation of a GenBank genome assembly
AUGGCGGCUUGGCCGAGUGCUUUGAGGCUGCGGUCAACACUCGUGGAGUUCUUGCAUGCGCAGGCAGCGGGGGGGAUCCAGGAUUGCCAGCGAGCGGUGAUGUUCCUCCAGGAGCGCGAAGCAGAGGCAGCAGAGCAGUUGGCUGCGGAGGCGCUCGCCAAGCGCUCGUUGUCUGUUGCGGCCAGGGCCGCAUCAGAUGCUCAGCAUUUUGACCCCAGUGAGCAGGACACGGACACGGAGGUGUUUGGCACCUGCUUUUUGCAAGCGGGUGUUCGGCACCGGGUGUAUGGCACCUGCUUCAGGCCCAAAAAGAACGAUUUGCAGUGCGUGGUAUUUGCCGCUUUGCCGCUUUGGCUUCAAGCCGAGUACGGGAGCUACAGCAACUACUUCAAGGAAGUGGUGAAGAAGGAGAACCAGAGCAAGCACCAGAAGUUCCUUGCCGGCAGAAAAGUGUGGAUUCAGCAGCAUGGUGACACUCAAGGUCGCACCAAGCUGAAGAACAAGAAGGAGCUUCUUGCCGCAACCAGGGAGCUCAAGCUGGAGCGCAAACUCGGCGGAAAGUUCGAAAGGCCACAGAAGUCUUUUGUUACGCAAGACGGGUGGAACCCCAGCAUCCACGGCGGCGAGUACGACAAGUCGAAAGAAGUCGAGGAGGACAUCUUUGGCAAAAUCAUGAAGGGUGUGUGGGUCAGUACCGCGCCGGCGGGCGUCUUCAAGUUCAAAGAGUUUGACGAAAGGGCCAUUCGUGAUAUCACGACGGACCACCAUGCAGACGACCAGCUCUUCGGGGAGGAAGCCUUUGAGCGGAAGAAGAAAGCAGCUUUGGACGUGGUUGACGCUGCUACCAAAGCCAGGGAGAGCACAGCUGUUAAGGGCAAGGAGAUGUCCAUGGAUGCGAAGCGUACUGUGUGCCCCGACGACGACGAGGACCCAGCUCCGGGUGCCAGCAACGACGCUGCUCUUGAGAGCUCUUCUGAGGAAGAGGUCGGGGUGUCGGCCGCGCACAAGAUGUUCGGCAAGGUCGUGGCCACAGCCAAGGCUGCUCCAGCUGCAGCCCCAGACAAGGCUGAGGCCAAGGGCAACAAGAAGAAGGCCAUCCCAGUGGCCGCGGGCAAGGCGAAGGCCCAAGAGCCUAGGAAAGUCACGACAGUCAACACAACACCCAGGGCAGCCAAGACCUCGCCGGCAUCGUCAAAGCCAAAUCAAGAGGCCGGAAUGGGAGCCAUGUUUUCGCUUGUUGCACCUUCAGAGAAGGGUUCCGACAGUGGAGCCUCGCCGGCCAAGACAGGCGAGAUGCUCUUGGUUGAUGGUCGGGCCAAGCGGGCGUACAACUCCAUGACGGAGAAGGCUGACGAGUGCAGCGGGAUGUUGGAGAAGAUGGACCUUUCCGACGUCGUGCCAGCUGCACAUGAACGGGCAGAUUGGAAGGCCAGCUUGGCCAAACGAGUUACCCAGUGCAAGCUGAUCUGCCGGCAGUGCAAGGAUCACAUGCGCCGCAUGGACAAGAGUGCAAACAAAGUUUCAACAACCGCGCAGACCUUUGAGUCCUUGCUGGGUGUUGCUGGUGCAGACCCACCAGAUGCGGAGAAGAUGGUUGAGGCCUAUGAGGCGAGUUUUGAGGCUUGUCAGAACUCGUUGUUCAAGCCGGCGAAGGCCUUGGGCCCAGUCUUCAGCUUGAAGUACGUCUUGGCAAAGGGCAACUUGUGCUGUCUGUACCAAGAGUAUGACAAGUUCUGCGCAAUGUUGUUGUGGAAGCGCGACAAGUUGGACCAGAUGGAGAGCCUCUCACAGGCCUUGGGCCGGGACAAGCUGCAGCAACACGUCACUGCGGAGUGUGAGAACCGCUUGAUCCUGCUUAUGCGAUUAGUCUCGCCCCAAGAGCUGAGGGCUUUCGGCUCAAACAGGCUCGAAGGUUCGCUGCUGGACGCGUCGGCUUUGUGCGAGUCCAUGCUGGCAACUGAGCAAAAUGAAGGCGACAACUUCAUCCUCCAGGAGCUCUGUGUGGAUGUCCGGAUGGUCCACUCCAUUCUCACCUUAGGCAGCAAGGACUUGACCCUCCUCAGCACGGCUGUCCUAAGUCUGCAGGAGGCGCAAGCCCAUCUGGAGAACAAAGAGAACUCGGAAGAUGCCCAGGAAGAUUCCGCGCAUGAUCUGUCAGCCCUUGCUCGCUUCUUUGCGCAGCACGCCACCGGCAAGGUCCUUUUGGAUGCGGCUUCGAGCCGGGUUGUCGCCAGUGGAAAGGCGAAGGAAGCCCAAGCAGCUCUGAAGGAGUUUCGGCAGGCUACUUGCGACUUGAAGGGCCAGAGCCCACGUGAGAUGUUUCUACAAGAGCUCUGUGAGCCUGCCCUGGCCAAGUACCAGGCGGUUGCGACGCUCUGUCAGGACUUGAAGUCGAAGAAAGCCGAUGCCCAGAAGAGUAUGGUUGAAGUUGGGGAGCAGUUGCAGAAGGAGCUGGACGCAGCCAAGGAUGAGUUCAUGAAUGCCGUUGAGACAGUCACCAUCGGCCAUCUUCGGUCCGAGUGUGAGCCUUUGCUGUCGGUGCUUUGCGAGGGUUUGGAGAACGACGGCAAAGCCUCCAACGCUGACGGAGUCAUGACGCUGAUGAAUUUGGAUGAGCUUUGGCCCGCAGUGCAGAACACAUCCAUGAUCGAUCACGGUUUCUGGAAGGCUUGUCCAGGAAAGUGUGCGUUCUUGCAGCGCUACCAGAAGUUCGCGAAGGCAUUGUGUGAGAUGGGCGAGUACCUCUUUCGCCAGCUCCCUUCUUUCCAGCACCUGCCACGGGUGCACCCGUCAGCUGCCUCCAUGCGGCUGUGGGCGAACCAGUUGCCCAAACAGCUGGAGGAGUGGGUCGAGAGCACAGAGUUGCGCGGAAGGAUGCAGAAGACUUGUUUCCAGCGAUGUGCCGACCAGCUCAAGACCCUUUUCUCCGCAGGGUUGGCCGCAGUUGGCCAAGUGGUGGCCGAGGUCAAGAAGGGAGAGACGCCUCUCACGCAAAACAGCGUGGACGAGCUCAUGAGCAAGGUCGUUUUGUCUACCGCCAAGAAGGAGGAUACUGAUUUCAAGAUGUGCGCGAAGGCUUUGCUCGACAUGGCUUCGAAGUUGAAGGAGGCAACGGCCAAGAGCGCAGGUGACAGCACACUUGCCACCGACUUGGAGAUCUCCCAGCUCACCACGGUGGACCAGUGGUUGCUUGCCGCAGUUGAAGAUCUUCUGAAGCGACAGAAGGAUACCUUGGUCGAGGGCUUUGCCCGGGUGUCAAAUGUCGCAGUCGAGAUCGAGGCAUCGCUUGCCAAGCUGCCGGGCUUCACUGACGAGGUGGGCUUUCGGGAGGCUGGUGUGAAGCUGGUGCAGAAGCUCGCAUCCGCCGCAGCAAAGUUGGAGAACAACUUGAGCAGCCUCAGGGACAGCAUGGAGAGUGUGGACAUUCUGUCUUCAGUGCGUUUCUCCGACAAAGGCCCAGAUGAGGCCUUGUGCAAGAGCUGCGACGUCAAGUCCAAGACGGACGAGUUGGAGGCAGCCGACAAGAAAGCCACAAUGGCGGGUUGCGUAGUGGCCUUGGUUGCCAGUGUGUGCCUGCUGCGAGGCCCGGAGCUUGCCGAGUCGAGCCCAGAUGUUUCAGUCUUUGCUCAGCUCCGGGAUGUCCAGAAAACGUUGCAGGUCAAGGUCAGCAAGCUCUCGGACGACAAGAAGCAAGGAAAUCCAGAUGGUUCUGAUAUGGUGGCCUUUGCUGAGAAGAUCCUUGAGGAGUGCGGCACCGUCUUGGCGCAACAGGGAGACCCAAAGAAAAGGAAGGCCCCAGUGCCGGGUGAGGACCCGGCCCUCGCAGGUGACAAGGAGCCAAGCAAGAAGACCGCCCAGACCCAGAACAAGGAGAAGGAGAAGUGCGCGGCAAAAGCCAAGGCGAAGCAGAAAGCCCAGAAGGUCGCGGAGGAGAAGCAGGACGACCCCAAGCCGAAGCAGGACAACAAGAAGGGCAAGGACAAGGAGAAGGCGGACAAGGCCCCGGAGAAGCAGCCAGCGAAGAUCAAAAGGCCCGCCCCCGUGGCUGAGGAGGAGCCGAAAAAGCGGCAGACGAGCCUCCUGGAUGGCAUGAGCAAGAAAGGCCGAAAGUAG